ACACCACGGCGCAAGUCAGAGCGCUCGAGGAAAGACACCUUGCCGUUUCCACGACUGUGGUGAGGAGGAAGUGAAGGAGUGUGUGUGGAGGCGAGUGUGUGUUCUUUCGGUGGGAGACGCACGCGAGCUUUUAAACCGCACACCGGCCGCGGACACGCGGGAGUCGGGCUCGUGCCUACGUUCAUUCAGAGUAACUUGUGGAUCUGUAAGGGCAAAAACCAUCCAGCAGAAAUCACGCUACCUCGUCCGUUACCUCCCGCUUGAUCUUUUGAUUUCUUUGGUUAACUGUUUUUGUCUUUUGCCGGUCGGACUCUACCGGACAGGCGAUCGGACAGAAGUGUUGUGCAGUGCGUAAAGGAACUGGCAGCUCUUACCGGAGACCGGAUCGGUGCAUAGAGAGACAAACACAGAAGAUCGGACUCGGGCUGGCUCUGUCCUCUGUUUUUAGAUAAAUAUCGUAUUUAUUCACUUAUACGCGGGUUGUGUUCAUUGUCGUCAGCUUCGGUACACUCUGGGGCUCGCGCGGUCUGAUUGGAAUAUGGUGGGCGAGAUGGAAGCGAAGGAUAAGCCGCGACCGACCCCCGACUACCUGAUGCAGCUGAUGAACGAUAAGAAGCUGAUGAGCAGUUUGCCCAACUUCUGCGGGAUAUUCAACCACCUCGAACGCCUACUUGACGAAGAGAUCGGUCGCGUGCGGAAGGACAUGUACAACGACACACUUAACGGGAGCACCGACAGACGGAACGCUGAGCUGCCUGAAGCCGUCGGUGCCGUCGUGCAGCUGCAGGAGAAACUCUACGUGCCUGUUAAAGAAUACCCCGACUUCAACUUUGUGGGGCGGAUCCUGGGACCUAGAGGCCUCACAGCCAAGCAGCUGGAGGCUGAGACCGGCUGCAAGAUCAUGGUGCGGGGGAAGGGCUCCAUGAGAGACAAGAAGAAGGAGGAGCAGAACCGGGGCAAGCCCAACUGGGAGCACCUGAACGAGGACCUGCACGUUCUGAUCACGGUGGAGGACGCACAGAACCGGGCCGAGAUCAAGCUGAAGCGGGCCGUGGAGGAGGUCAACAAGCUGCUCGUACCAGCCGCGGAGGGUGAGGACAGCCUUAAGAAGAUGCAGCUCAUGGAGUUGGCUAUCCUGAAUGGAACCUACAGAGAUGCCAACAUCAAAUCACCUGCGCUUGCCUUCUCUCUUGCAGCUGGUGCUCAGGCUCCGCGGCUGCUGGGGGGUCCGGCGCCCGUGCUGCCCCCCUCUGCCCUGCGCACACACACACACACACACACCCCCUCCGUCUCCAUGGCGCCCGCCGGCCCCGCCCUCAUGCCGCUCCUGCGCCAGAUCCUGCCCGGAGGCGGGCCGCACCCGGGCGCCACGGCGACGCUGAUGCAGCAGGGCCCGGAGGCGGGCCUGAUCUACGCCGCGUCCCCGUACGAGUAUCCGUACGCCCUCACGCACGCGCCCACACACACCUCCCUGCUCACAGAGUACCCGCUGGACUCCAGCGCCGUGCUGGGUGCGGUGGCGGCCAAGAUUAGGCGCUCUGACCUGCGCGUCCACCCCUACCAGAGGGUUCUGGUCGCUGACCGAGCCACUGCAGGCAACUAACCUCCCUGACCCCUGAACCCUGCCUCGCGACCUUUGCCCUGUGAUCCUGUCACAUUCUGAUGGCCUGCCCAUUGGCUGCCUCCCUGCAUCUCUCUGCUCUGAUUGGUCAAAACAAAGAAAGCAAAAAGACAGAACAAAUAAAAGGGAGAAAAGAAAAGCAAGUGAGAGAGUGAAAGAGAGGGAGACGAGAGAAAAGAUGAACAGAGGAACGCAGUGAAAGAGAGAAAAGAUGGACAGAGGAACGCAGUGAAAGAGAGAAAAGAUGGACAGAGGAACGCAGUGAAAGAGAGAAAAGAUGGACAGAGGAACGCAGUGAAAGAGAGAAAAUAUGAACAGAGGAACGCAGUGAAAGAGAGAAAAGAUGGACAGAGCAACGCAGUGAAAGAGAGGGAGAAGAGAGAAAAGAUGGACAGAGCAACGCAGUGAAAGAGAGAAAAUAUGAACAGAGGAACACAGUGAAAGAGAGAAAAG
Molecule: messenger RNA, 2074 nt
Organism: Sardina pilchardus (European sardine)
Lineage: Eukaryota; Metazoa; Chordata; Actinopteri; Clupeiformes; Clupeidae
Product: KH domain-containing RNA-binding protein QKI-like
Exons: 8
Coding region: 539-1603 (354 amino acids)
Biological process (GO): regulation of mRNA splicing, via spliceosome
Cellular component (GO): nucleus
Molecular function (GO): mRNA binding
Source: RefSeq, a predicted model, not a curated record